Entamoeba invadens IP1 is the source of this 735-nucleotide messenger RNA. RefSeq lists its product as hypothetical. Lineage: Eukaryota; Evosea; Mastigamoebida; Endamoebidae. The coding region runs from base 1 to 735 and encodes 244 amino acids. The record is from RefSeq and is a predicted model, not a curated record. The transcript has 3 exons.
AUGUUUUUGUUGUUAUUGAUUGCAUCAAUAACACGAUUAGUUUUUUCUGGGAGCUGUGAUUACGACGAGUGUAUUGACUGCAGUUCAGUUGGAAAUUGCCAAAAAUGUUGUUCAGAAUGCCAUAAAGAUUCAAAUUGGGACAAUUGUUAUCGCUGCAAACGUGGUUGUUUGAGUUGUAAAACAGAGGAGUAUUGUAAUAACUGUGAAGUUGGAUAUUAUUUGUUGAAUGAAGGUCAAACAACUCAAACUUGCAAAGAAUGUCUUCCUUACUGUAAAACGUGUACUUCACUCAAUUUUUGUAUUUUAUGUAAAGAGGGGUAUUUCUUAGAAAAUGGAAAGUGUUAUCAAUGUGUCCCUGGUUGCGCUCAAUGCAGUAAAAGUGAUACAUGUGACAUUUGUGCAAGAGGGUUCCAAAAUAUCAAUAACCUUUGUUAUAGUUGUUCGGAAUUUUCAUGUAACACGGAAUGUCAAAUUGGCACUUUUCAAUUUGAUGGAAUAUGUCAACCAUGUCCAAAUGAAUGUAAAGAAUGCACAACAGAAAAUAAAUGUACGUCAUGUAAAGAAGGAUACUUUUUGAAUAACAUGAACAUGUGUGUUCAAUGUGAUUCAACAAAUGAAGGUUGUACGAAAUGUCUAAGUUCAUCUGUAUGUACAGAAUGUAAGAGAUAUUACACGUUGACAAAAAGUGGGCAAUGUUCGAGUUUGUUUUUAAAAGAACAACGUGAUAAUGUAUAA